Molecule: messenger RNA, 2934 nt
Organism: Saimiri boliviensis boliviensis (Bolivian squirrel monkey)
Lineage: Eukaryota; Metazoa; Chordata; Mammalia; Primates; Cebidae
Source: RefSeq, a predicted model, not a curated record
CCCUGGCCCGGACUGGGAGCCGGAAGCGAGCUGAGUGGGGCCGACCGGAGCUUCGCCGCGGAAGGGAAAGCCCCGGAACGGUCGCUCGCUGGGCCCCCUGCCGGGCCGAGCCCUCCGCGACGCCACCGGGGCCAUGGGGGCCGCACGCAGCCCGCCGCCCGCCGUCCCGGGGCCCCCCCUGGGGCUGCUCCUGCUGUUCCUGGGCGUGCCGGCCCCGGGUGGCGCCUCCCUGCGACUCCUGGACCACCCGGCGCUGGUCUGCUCGCAGCCGGGGCUAAACUGCACGGUCAAGAAUAGUACCUGCCUGGAUGACAGCUGGAUCCACCCUCAAAACCUGACCCCGUCCUCCCCGAAAGACCUGCAGAUCGAGCUCCGCUUUGCCCGCACCCAGCGAGGAGACCUGUUCCCCGUGGCUCACAUUGAAUGGACACUGCAGACAGAUGCCAGCAUCCUGUACCUCGAGGGCGCAGAGUUAUCUGUCCUGCAGCUCAACACCAAUGAACGGUUGUGCGUGAGGUUCGACUUUCUGUCCAAACUGAGGCAUCACCACAAGCGGUGGCGUUUUACCUGCAGCCACUUCGUGGUGGACCCUAACCAGGAGUAUGAGGUGACCGUUCACCACCUGCCCAAGCCCAUCCCUGACGGGGACCCAAACCACCAGUCCAAGAAUUUCCUCGUGCCUGGUUGCGAGGACACCAGGAUGAAAGGAACCACGCCGUGCGUGAGCGCAGGCAGCCUGUGGGACCCCGAGAUCACCGUGGAGACCCUGGAGGCCCACCAGCUGCGCGUGAGCUUCACCCUGUGGAACGAAUCUACCCAUUACCAGGUCCUGCUGACCAGCUUUCCACAUACGGAGAACCACAGCUGCUUUGAGCACCUGUACCACAUGCCUGCGCCCAGACCAGAGGACUUCCACCAGCGAACCAACAUCACACUCACUGUACGCAGCCUUAGAGGGUGCUGUCGCCACCGAGUGCAGAUCCAGCCCUUCUUCAGCAGCUGCCUCAAUGACUGCUUCAGACACUCUGUGACUGUUUCCUGCCCAGAAAUGCCAGACACUCCAGAACCAAUUGCGGGUAAGCUCCGAACACUGCUGCAGCCCUCAGGGGCCAUUCCCCAGGAGCCACGUGAGAACUCCAUGCCCCUGUGGGUGUACUGGUUCAUCACAGGCGUGUCCAUCCUGCUGGUGGGCUCCGUCAUCCUGCUCACCGUCUGCAUGACCUGGAGGCUACCCGGGCCUGCAAGCGAAAAACACAGUAAUGACACCAAACACGCCGAUGGCCUGCCUGCCACUGACCUGACGCCCCCACCGCUGAAGCCCAGGAAGGUCUGGAUCAUCUACUCAGCCGACCACCCCCUCUACGUGGACGUGGUCCUGAAAUUCGCCCAGUUCCUGCUCACGGCCUGCGGCACAGAAGUGGCCCUGGACCUGCUGGAGGAGCAGGCCAUCUCGGAGGUGGGAGUCAUGACCUGGGUGGGCCGCCAGAAGCACGAGAUGGUGGAGAGCAACUCCAAGAUUAUCAUCCUGUGCUCCCGCGGCACGCGCGCCAAGUGGCAGGCGCUCCUGGGCCAGGGGGCGCCUGUGCAGCUGCGCUGCGACCACGGGAAGCCCGCGGGGGACCUGUUCACGGCAGCCAUGAACAUGAUCCUCCCGGACUUCAAGAGGCCAGCCUGCUUCGGCACCUACGUGGUCUGCUACUUCCGCGAGGUCAGCGGCGAGGGCGACGUCCCCGACCUGUUCGGUGCGGCGCCGCGGUACGCGCUCAUGGACAGGUUCGAGGAGGUGUACUUCCGCAUCCAGGACCUGGAGAUGUUCCAGCCCGGCCGCAUGCACCGCGUCGGGGAGCUGUCGGGGGACAACUACCUGCACAGCCCGGGCGGCAGGCAGCUCCGCGCCGCCCUGGACAGGUUCCGGGACUGGCAGGCCCGCUGCCCCGACUGGUUCGAGCGCGAGAGCCUCUGCCCGGCGGAUGACCAGGACGCCCAAUCCCUGGACGAAGACGUGUUCCAGGAGCCGCUGCUGCCUUCGGGAACCGGCAUCGUGAAGAGGGCGCCCCUGGUCCGUGAACCUGGGUCCCAGGCCUGCCUGGCGGUAGACCUCCUGGUCGGGGAAGGAGGAGGAGCAGCAGUGGCGAAGCUGGAGCCUCAUCUGCAGCCCCGGGGGCAGCCAGCGGCGCAGCCCCUCCACACCCUGGUGCUCCCCGCGGAGGAAGGCACCCCGGCCGCCGCGGUGGAGCCCAGGCCCCUGGCUGAUGGUGCUGCUGGCCGGCUGGCGCUGGCCGGGGAGGACGAGGCGUGCCCGCUGCUGGGUGGCCUGGGUGCUGGGCGAAAUAGCGUCCUCUUCCUCCCUGUGGACCCCGAGGACUCAGCCCUUGGCAGCACCCCCAUGGCGUCUCCUGACCUCCUUCCAGCGGACGUGAGGGAGCAGCUGGAAGGCUUGAUGCUCUCGCUCUUCCAGCAGAGUCUGAGCUGCCAGGCCCAGCGGGACCGCGGGAGACCCGCCGUGGCCCUCAAAGACCCGCACACACCCUGCGAGGAGGAGCAGCGGCAGUCGGUACAGUCGGACCAGGGCUACAUCUCCAGGAGCUCCCCGCAGCCCCCCGAUGGACUCGCAGAAGCGGAGGAGGAGGAAGAGCAGGACCCAGGGAAGCCCGCCUCCCCGCUCUCUCCCGAGGACCUGGAGAGCCUGAGGAGCCUCCAACAGCAGCUGCUCUUCCGCCAGCUGCAGGAGAACUCGGUCUGGGACACGGCGGGGUCGGAGUCAGAGAGGCCGCGGGCCUGAGGGCGGCUCCCAGGGACCGCGCAGAUCCCAGCCUUGAAGGAGUGUGUGUGCACACGUGUUCAUCUGUGCGUACGUGUCUGCAUGUGUGUGUCCGUGUGUGAAGUGUAGCUUUAAAAUGUAGGCGUCUGGAUUUUCAUCCUAGGCAUCCCCCC